Molecule: messenger RNA, 6629 nt
Organism: Xyrauchen texanus (razorback sucker)
Lineage: Eukaryota; Metazoa; Chordata; Actinopteri; Cypriniformes; Catostomidae
Product: polycystin-2
Exons: 15
Coding region: 572-3265 (897 amino acids)
Biological process (GO): potassium ion transmembrane transport; release of sequestered calcium ion into cytosol; detection of mechanical stimulus
Cellular component (GO): membrane
Molecular function (GO): calcium ion binding; voltage-gated calcium channel activity; muscle alpha-actinin binding
Source: RefSeq, a predicted model, not a curated record
GCAUAUUUCGGUUAUUUUGUGAGUCUUGUGGAAAGUGCGGUGGAGGGAAAGGGAGGAGCUGCGCUAAAAAGGAAAAGUGUUGAAGUUUCCAGAGGUUGAUGUCAGUGUAACUGGAUUCCUCUAGUCUGGGAUUUUAGGAGAACAACUGGGAACAAGAUGGCUGAGUCCGGACUGGAAAACUGCUUUUCUCCACUCCCAAAAACGCAGGACUGAAGUUCUCAAAACUAUUUCAGAACAAACCACGCACUUCUAAGCUAUUUUUUUAGGUUUUGAGUUCGGAUGCUGUAGCUGUUUUUCUUUUUGUUGUUGUUUUGUUGGUUGUUUCGUAUGAAGAACGCGACGUGUUUCAGUCGGAUUUUGGUACUCAUCUCUAUUGCACAACAUCGGAAAAGGACUUCAAGUUGAUAAAUAACUGAAUGUAAUCAAUUCAAGAACUUUUAUGGAAACCAAACCUGCUACUUUGAGUUUUACACCUCAUGUAAAUUUGGCACACAUUACAUAAGAGCUUACUUACAACCCUGUGCUAAAGAAUGAAAUACAUCAUUGAUAUACAGUUAUAUUGAAUCGCAUAAUGAGCUCCAGUCGUGUCCGGCCUCAAGCACCGCAGACCCAGGCGGCAUCUGCAGCAUCACCUCCGCCUCAUGAAGGCAUUGAAAUGGAAAAAAUGCAUCAUGCAGAAGUGGGCCUGGGGGUGCCCGAUGAAACUCCCUCUCCACCCACCUCCACCUCAAGGCAGGCGUGGAGCCGGGAUAACCCGGGCUUCGAGCCGGAGGAGGGGAUAAUGGAGGCGAACUGGCCCCCGGCGAGCCCGGGCCGGGGGUCUGUGUCCACGGCCUCCAGCAGCGGCAGCGGGAGCUUCACUGGCAUCAGUGCGCGAAUCAACAGAGGACCGUAUCCAACUCCACCAGCACAGGACGAACACCGCAGCUGCUGGAAGAGGAUACUGCAAAAAAUGAGGGUACUGUGGGACACUCGUCUUUUGGGUGAGAGCAACAGUAACAGAGAGAUGUACCUGAAAACCGUCCUCAGAGAGAUGAUCACCUACAUCCUCUUUCUCGUCACCCUCUGCAUAUUAACCUACGGAAUGGUGAGCACCAACAUGUACUACUACACCAAAGUCAUGUCCCAACUCUUCUUGGAUGUGCCAUUAACAAAUGGAGAACCAACAACCUUCAAGACCCUUUCAUCAAUGGAGGACCUCUGGAAAUUUACAGAAGGGCCUUUUCUUAAUGGCAUGUACUGGGAGUUAUGGUACAACAACAAAAUCCUUCCGGAAAACCAAAGCCUGAUCUACUAUGAAAACCUUCUGUUGGGCGUCCCACGUCUCAGACAGCUCAGAGUGCACAAUGAGUCCUGCGCUAUCCACGAGGACUUGCACGAUGAACUUUAUGAAUGCUACAACAUUUACUCUCCUGGAAAUGAAGACAAGGCACCAUUCGGACUUAAAAAUGGGACUGCGUGGGUGUACUCAGGGGAGAGAAGCUUGGGUGAGAGCAGUUAUUGGGGGCAAGUGUCGACCUAUGGAGGUGGGGGUUACUACCAGGAUCUGUCCCGUACUCGAGAGAAGACAGCCAAUCAGCUGCAGGAGUUAAAAAACAACCUCUGGCUAGACCGUGGCACCAGAGCUGUGUUCCUGGACUUCUCCAUCUACAACGGCAAUAUUAACCUGUUUUGUAUUGUCAGAUUGCUAGUGGAGUUUCCAGCCACAGGAGGCGCUUUGACAUCCUGGCAGUUCCAGACUGUACGUCUAAUCCGCUACGUAUCCAGCUGGGACUACUUUGUGGGCUUCUGUGAAGUGGCCUUCUGCCUCUUUGUGCUGUAUUACCUGGUAGAAGAAGUUCUUGAGAUCCGCCUGAAUCGCUUGCGCUAUUUCAAGAGCCUGUGGAACUGCUUAGAUGUGUUCAUUGUAAUGCUCAGUGUCCCAGCCAUCAUCAUGAACAUCUGCAGAACAUCAGCGGUCAGUCACAGACUUCACUUCCUGCUGGAGAACCACAGUACAUACCCAAACUUUGAGCCCCUGGCUCGCCUCCAGGUUCACUUCAACAAUUUGGCUGCUGUCAUCGUCUUCCUCUCAUGGGUCAAGCUUUUUAAGUUUAUUAACUUCAAUAAGACCAUGAAUCAGCUGUCCACCACCAUGUCGCGCUGUGCUAAGGACCUGGUGGGCUUCGCCAUCAUGUUCUUCAUCGUCUUCCUGGCCUACGCUCAGCUGGCAUAUUUAGUGUUUGGAACUCAAGUCGAUGACUUUAGCACUUUUCAGGCCUGCAUUUUCACCCAGUUCCGGAUCAUUCUGGGAGAUUUUGACUUCUCAGAGAUUGAGGAAGCAGACAGAGUGUUGGGACCCAUUUAUUUCACCACCUUUGUGUUCUUCAUCUUCAUGAUUCUAUUGAAUAUGUUCUUGGCCAUCAUCAAUGACACUUACUCUGAGGUGAAAGCUGAUAUGGCCCAGCAGAGGUCAGAGAUGGAGAUAACAGACCUGAUCAAGAAGGGCUAUAACAGGGCAAUGGUAAAACUCAAACUGAAGAAGACCUCGGUCAAUGAUAUUCCAGACAACUUACACCAGGCUGGGGGCAAACUCAGCUUUGAUGAGCUCCGGCAAGACCUCAGAGGAAAGGGCCAUUCGGAUGCUGAAAUUGAAGCCAUCUUUGCUAAGUACGACCUUGAUGGAGAUCAGGAACUGUCCGAGCAUGAACAUCAACAGAUGAGAGAUGACCUGGAGAAAGAGAGAGAGGACUUGGAUCUGGAGCACAGUUCACUGCCCAGACCAGUGAGUGGCCGGAGCUUCUCCCGCAGUCAGGACGACUCCGAGGAGGACGAUGAUGAGGACAGCGGACACAGCUCUCGUCGCCGUGGCAGCAGCUCAGGAGGCGUGUCAUAUGAGGAGUUCCAAGUGCUUGUGCGUAGAGUGGACCGUAUGGAGCAUUCUAUCGGCAGCAUUGUGUCAAAAAUAGAUGCGGUUAUUGUGAAGUUAGAGGCCAUGGAGAGAGCCAAGAUGAAGAGGAGAGAUGUGCUUGGACGAAUCCUGGAUGGAGUCAUGGAGGAUGAGAGGAUGGGCAGAGAUCCAGAGCCGCAUCGGGAGCAGCUGGACAGGCUGGUGAGAGAAGAGCUGGAGCGCUGGGAGUCUGAUGACACAAUAUCACAGGUCAGCCACAAUCAGGCCACACCAAUCGCAAUAGCCGCUCAGCUCCGCCCACGCAGUUCCCGCUCACCCUCAUCGCUGUCCAAUGAAGUCCCGGAUGGUGCGGCCAAUGGGGCUGCCCAUAUGUGAGGGGUUUCAGUUGUAUAUAAGUGUUCCGCAAUUUGUUCUCAAGGGUCAUAUCUAGUGCAGUGCAUUCGGCAAAUCUAUGAAGUAAAAUUUCUGAAUGUUGGUUUCAAAAUUUCAGGGUUGACCAUUGUUCCACAGGGCCACAGCUGUAGAAUUAAAUAGUCCUACACAAAAGCUAUUUAUUUGUUUCUUUAUAUUAAAGUUAAUUGGGGCUUUUGUCUGUAGCCAACCUAUGCUUUAUAAUGAAAAUAUGAAGAUAAAUCGAAGUGUUUGUAAAUAAGCAACAAGGACUUUCUAAAACAUCAGAUUUUUGUCACAUUUUCUUCAUUACUUUUUUAAAAUAAUUUGAUUGGAUAUUCUAAUGAAGCUAAUUUGUUUUUAUGAUCAGUCAGUGGAUUCUCAAUUUUAGUUUAUACCACAUAUUAAUUUGUUAAUAAUUAAAUGCAUUUUCAUUUGAGGUAUACUUUACAUAUUGUACUGUGGUAAUAAAAAGUAUGUGAUCCCUUUGGAAUUAGCUGGUUUUCUGCAUUAAUUGGUCAUAAAAUAUGAUCUCAUCUACAUCAAAUUGUACAGUUAUAAUCUUUCAUGUCUUUAUUGAACACAUCCUAUUAAACAUCCACAGUUCUGUGGAAAGAAAAGUAUGUGAACCCUUGGAUUUACUAACUGGCAGACCCUCCUCUGGCAGCAAUAACCUCAACCAAGUGUUUCUGGUAGAUGCGGAUUAGACCUGCACAACGUUCAGAGGGAAUGUUUGACCAUUCUUACAGAACUGCUUCAGCUCAGCCAUAUUCUUAGGAUGUCUGGUGUGACCAGCUCUCUUGAGGUCAUUCCACUGUAUCUCUAUUGGGUUAAGAUCUGAGCUCUGACUGGACCACUCCAAAAGGUGGAUUUUCCUUUUUUGAAGCCAUUCUGUAGUUGAUUUACUUCGAUGUUUAGGGUCAUUGUCCUGCUGCAUCACCCAACGUCUACUGAGCUUCAGCUGGCGCUCAGCCACUCUGACAUUAUCCUGUCGGAUAUCUUGAUAAACUUGGGAAUUCAUUUUUCCCUCAAUGAUGGCAAGCGGUCUAGGCCCCAAAUCAUGAUGCUCCCUCCACCGUACUUCACCAUUUUGAUUAUGUUUUCAUGUUGGUAUUUGGUGCCUUUUUUACACCAUACGUAGUGCUGAAUGUUCUUCCUAAACAAUUCAAUCUUUAGUUUCAUCAGUCCACAAACCACUUUCCCAGUAGCGUUGAGGAGUGUCAAAGUGGUCUUUGGCAAACUUGUUUUGGAAAGCAGCAGCUUCCUUCGUGGCAUCUUACCAUGGACACCAUGCCUGUUUAAUGUUUUCCGUAUAGUAGACUCAUGAACCAGUUCAAAUGAUACCAUCUAGUCUUUAUCUGUCACUCUAGGGUUCUUUUUUUACUUCAUUCAGGAUUCCGUGUUGUUCCCUUUGAGUAAUCUUGGCUGGACGGCCACUUCUAGAGAGAGUAGCUACAGUACUAAAUCAAUAUAGACAGUUUGUCUAACUGUGGACAGAUGAAUAUCUAAGCUCUUCGAGAUAAUUUUGUAACCCUUUCCAGCUUUAUGCAAAGCAACAAUUCAUGAUCUCUUCUGAGAUACCUCUUUUGUGAGGCAUGAUCCACAUCAGCUGAUGCUUCUUGUGAAUAGCAAACUCAAAAAGUUUGAGUGCUUUUUACAAGUCAAAGUAUCUCUAACCCACACCUCCAAACUCGUUUCAUUAACUGGAUGCCAGGUUUGCCAACUCAUAACUCUAGUUAGCUUUUGUUGACUUCAUUAGACUAGGGGUUUGCAUACUUUUUCCAACCUACGCUGUGAAUGUUUGAAUGAUGUAUUCAAUAUGUACAAAGAACAACUCAACCAUUUUGUGUAUUAUUAACAGAUUGUGUUUGCUCGUUAUUGUAACUUAGAUGAAGAUCAAACCAGAUUUUGAGACAAAUGUAUUCAUGAAUGCCGGUAAUUCCAAUUCCAUACUUUUACUUGCCACUUUAUAUAACUAAUUCAUUUAGAUGCUCAAGUAAAUGUAUCUUGUUUGAAGAAUGUUUAUUUUUACAGGAAAACAAGACAAAAAUCCUCAGAAGGAAAAUGCUUUUUGCAGUGCACUGGCUAUGGUCAUUUUAUUCUUUUAUUUCUUUAUUUUUGCUUAAAAAAACAUCUAUGCUGUUUUAUGUGUAAACAUGCGCUAUAUGGAUGAGUUGCACCAUAUCUCACUGUUUUUCAAUGUCUUUGAGUGUCAAGUUUUUAGAUGCCCCGUCACGCUUUGUUUCAAUGCAUCUUGCUUAUUUUAAUGCAAGAUCAUUUUCGGUCUGAACGGCCCCUUAAACGACAUAUCCAUUAUAUUAGAUUAUCAGCAUAAUCUUUAACUAUUCUUUGCUUCUACUCUAUUUCAUCUUUGAAACGGUCAAGUUGGUAAAAAGUAAUCCUUUAUAUCACAGUUUUGUUCUGUAUCUUGCUAUGAUCGAGUGCACUGCUUAGAACGUAAAGCGUUAGAAAUAUAUAUAGAGUUAGAUAUUGGAUCCAAGCACUAACUAACCGACUGUAUUUCUCCAGUUUUUUCAUCAGUUAUGAAGAAAGCCAUUUGACAUUUAGAAUUAUGAAUGUAAUGAUUAAUGAGAUUGCGAAGAUGUUAUAUGGUCAUAUUCAGUAAGGACCAAUUCUUUUCAAUACGUGGUCAAGCAGAAGAAAUGCAUGCACAAUCCUGCAUAGCUAUUCAUAAACAUAACACAUACCUUAUUAAGCAUUGCAAAGGAUGAAUGUGGUCACACAUAGUUGUAUCUAUACAGUAUAAACUUGGAUUACACACAUCUUUUUACUAUAUAUUUUCUAGAAGAGCUUUAGUGCAAUUUUCACUGAAAUAUGAAAUAUGGUUUGCUGUGCAUAUUUUGUUUUUUUUGUUUGUUUACUUUUUAAUUUAAUACAUUUUAAGUGUUGCAUGUGCUGUUAUAUGUGUCUAUAAUAUGCAUCAAUUCUAAACUUUAAUAAUUAUGGGUCUCAAAUCAUUUUGAUACUUAUAACAACUUGAAACAAACUUCGAUUCGGAGUGCAUCUGAUUUCAUGGGAAACCCAUGUGUGUUUUUCUCAAGGCAGGAUUUACAAAGCUAUUCGCUGGUGCCUAAAGGUGAAGUGUAAUGUCUGCCAUUGUUUGGUCAAACAGAUAGUCCUGUCCCAAACAAACACAUUUUCGUUUGGUGCCAGUAGUGGUGCAGAAAUGACCCAGGUCACCUUUAAGCAAAAUAAAAAGUCCAUGGUAUCUUUUCUAUAUUUUUGCCUUUUUGCAAUUUAAGUAAAUAGCUUUGUAACUCUUGCCUAUUAUGUACUAUGCUUUAUGGUGCUUUAUAAUAAUAUCACAUUCAUUUGAAAUAAAAUCCAC